GAGCAUUUACCUGCUGAGUCAGACCUCUCUAGAGUCUAGGCUGCAGCAAAGCUCUACUAGUACGUAGUGGUAUUAAAUAGCCGUGCCAAAAAUGCAAGCACCUCUCACAACGUCCACACACACAACCACCCGAAACAUUUCCAUCUAGCCAAAGUGAUAGUCUCUCUGCGAGAAUGCUCGCCUCUCUCGCCGUACUGCUACUGCUGACCACGGCCACCGCUGUUGCACAGACGCCGGGCAUGGCCAUGCUUAGAGGACAAGCAAUGGCGCUCCUCCUCUGGAAAGCGAGCCUCAGCAACCAGAGCCAGCACACCCUGUCGUCCUGGGAGAACGCGUCGGUGCCAUGCAGCUGGCGUGGCAUCAGGUGCACGGUGCACCGGCGCCAGCACCGGCCGGUUAUCAUCGACAUCUCUCUGUGUGGGAUGGGGCUGCAAGGGGGGUUGGGGUUGCUCAACUUCUCUGCCUUGACAACUCUGACGCGCCUCGACCUCUCACACAACCACCUCGACGGGGAAAUACCUCCUGACAUUGGGGUCCUCUCAGAGCUCCAGGCUCUACUCCUGCAGAGCAACCAGAUAAGUGGCUCGGUUCCACUUGGCAACAUGAGUAGUAAUCUUUUGACCCUCAACUUGUCAGACAAUUACUUAGUUGGUCACAUCCCUUCUGAAAUAGGCCACCUCAAGUAUUUGGUUGCUCUGGAUUUGUCUAGUAAUAAUUUUUCCGGCUCAAUCCCAAGAAGUGUAGGUGGUCUGGCCAACCUCACUACGUUGUACCUUUACCGUAACCAACUUUCUGGGGAAAUUCCACAAGAAGUAGUUUAUCUUGGGAAAUUAGUGGACUUGCAACUUGGCUUUAACACACUCACAGGUCCCAUUCCAAGAAUUUUAAGUAAUUUGACCAAGCUCACUAUUUUACAUCUUAGGAGCAAUAAACUUUCUAGGCAAAUUCCACGAGAAUUAGGUUACCUUGUGAACUUAGAGUACUUGGCUCUUAGUGAAAACAGACUCUCAGGUUCCAUCCCAAGAGGCUUAGGGAAGUUAACAAAACUCACCGACUUGUGUCUUCAUCAGAACCAACUUUCCGGACCUAUUCCUCAAGAAAUUGGCAACUUUAUGAGUCUAGUUAAGUUGGCCCUUGGUUUUAACAACUUCUCUGGUGCCUUGCCAUCCGGGCUUUGUGCGGGUGGCCAGCUACAACAUUUGACUGCUCCACAAAACAAUUUAGUUGGACCCUUGCCAUCAAGCUUGAUAAGUUGCACAAGCCUGGUUAGGGUUCGACUUGAACAAAAUAACCUUGAAGGAGACAUCACGAAGAUGGGAGCUUAUCCAAAUCUUGUCUAUAUUGACAUCAGUUCAAAUAGACUAUUUGGUAAAUUAUCUCAUCGUUGGGGUGAGUGUUGCAAUCUUACCGUGCUACGUGCAUCAAACAACAAUAUAACUGGGGCAAUACCAUCAAGCAUAGGGAAAUUGUCUCAGUUGGGGGUACUUGAUGUUUCAUCAAACAAGCUUGAAGGGUAUAUUCCACCAGAAGUCGGCAAUAUAACGAUGUUGUUUAAUGUGAGUCUUUCUGGUAACCUUCUCGAGGGUAAUAUGCCACAAGAGGUUGGAUCACUAAAUAAUCUAGAGUAUCUGGAUUUAUCAUCAAACAACCUAACUGGCCAGAUACCACAACCUCUGGAGCAUUGUUUGAAGCUUCACUUUCUAAAGUUAAGCCAUAAUCGGCUCAAUGGCACCAUUCCCGUGGAAUUAGGGAUGCUGGUAAACCUAAAAGAUUUGCUGGAUCUAAGUGACAAUUUGAUUGAUGGCGCUAUUCCAAGCCUGUUAGGUGGUCUUAGUAUGCUUGAAGCCUUGAAUCUUUCUCACAAUGCACUGAAUGGCAGCAUUCCACAAUCAUUUCUGGCCAUGACUGGUCUCCAAUCCAUGGAUGUUUCAUACAACAAAUUAGAAGGUUCAGUGCCGCAAACUAGAUUCUAUGAAGAAGCUCCAAUCAAAUGGUUCUGGCAUAAUGAAAAGUUGUGUGGUGUUGUCAAAGGUUUGACCCCUUGUGAUCUUCCUCAAAGUAGGGGACAACAAACGAAGCAUGGAGCUAUUUUGCUAGCUAUAAUAUCCGCUAUAGUAUUUGCUGUGAUUGUCACGGCACUAGUAACAUGGCAGUGCAAAAAGAAUAAAUGCAAGGCAGAAACUGCAAAUGAAGUACAACAAACCAAGAUGUUUGCCAUCUGGAACUUUGAUGGGGAAGAUGUGUACAAGAAAAUUGUUGAUGCCACAAAUAAUUUCAGCGACACUCAUUGCAUUGGAACUGGAGGGACAGGAUCUGUCUAUAGAGCUCAGUUACCAACAGGUGAAUUGUUUGCAAUAAAGAAGAUCCAUAUGAUGGAAGAUGAUGAUCAAUUUAAACGUGAAAUAUAUGCGUUGAUGCAUAUUCGACAUCGCAACAUUGUAAAGUUAUUUGGUUACUGCUCCGCUGCUCAGGGAAGAUUUCUUGUGUAUGAAUACAUGGAUAGAGGAAGCUUAGCAACAUCCUUGAAUGAUAAGGAAAGUGUAGUUGAAUUGGAUUGGACGAGGAGGUUAAAUAUUGUUCGGGAUGUUGCUCAUGCCUUGUCUUACAUACAUCACGAUUGCUUCCCGCCGAUUGUCCACAGAGAUAUAACAAGCAACAACAUUUUGCUUGAUACAGAGUUUAAAGCCUGCAUCUCGGAUUUUGGUACAUCGAAGAUACUAGAUGUGGAUGCAUCUAACUGCACAAGACUUGCCGGGACAAAAGGAUAUCUUGCCCCAGAGCUUGCAUACACAACAAGGGUGACAGAGAAGUGUGACGUUUAUAGCUUUGGAGUGUUGGUUCUAGAGUUGUUCAUGGGACAUCAUCCAGGUGAUUUCCUUUCAUCCAUGGAUAACAACAACAGGGGUACACUACUUGAGAACUUGCUGGACACCCGGCUCCCGCACCCUGAAGCCAAGAUCGGGAGUGAAAUAUUCCAGGUAGCCGUCGUCGCUGUUCGGUGCAUAAACCCUGAUCCAUCACACCGUCCAACAAUGCAGCAAGUACUCAAGAAAUUCUCAACAUAUGAACAAACAUGUUCUAAUGAUCUUGAUUAUCUCCAUACAGCGAUUGUCAUCCCUGCCUGCUGGUCAUAAAUUCUCAUUGGAUUAGCACACAUAUAUUGUUGCUUCUUCCAUCUGGUCAUAUACAGUUGUAUGUAGUAGGUCGUUUUAAUUUGUGUGGUAGUAGUUUGUUUCUGCAUUACCCUCGUGCCGUGUACUAGUACCAUAUACAGUUUGUAGCUGCUGGUUGGCAUUAGCAACAUAAAUAUUUCUGUGGAAGGCAGAGUUUCGAUUA
Messenger RNA from Triticum dicoccoides, 3336 nucleotides. RefSeq names its product MDIS1-interacting receptor like kinase 2-like. The transcript is spliced from 2 exons. Gene Ontology annotation, molecular function: protein binding; protein kinase activity; ATP binding. The coding region runs from base 174 to 3134 and encodes 986 amino acids. Gene Ontology annotation, biological process: protein phosphorylation. The record is from RefSeq and is a predicted model, not a curated record. Lineage: Eukaryota; Viridiplantae; Streptophyta; Magnoliopsida; Poales; Poaceae.